GCGGCGGCGUGGGUCGGCCUGCAGUCUGGAGCGCCCCGAUGGAAAUACACUGUAAGCACGACCCGUUUGCAUCCAUGCAUAGACAUGGAGGAGUGAAUCAGCUUGGGGGGGUUUUUGUGAACGGACGGCCUCUCCCGGAUGUAGUACGCCAGAGGAUAGUGGAACUUGCUCAUCAAGGUGUCAGGCCCUGCGACAUCUCCAGGCAGCUUCGUGUCAGCCAUGGUUGUGUCAGCAAAAUUCUUGGCAGGUAUUAUGAGACUGGAAGCAUCAAGCCUGGUGUGAUCGGAGGAUCUAAACCAAAGGUCGCCACACCCAAAGUGGUGGAAAAAAUUGCUGAGUAUAAACGUCAAAAUCCCACGAUGUUUGCCUGGGAAAUCAGGGACCGGCUACUGGCAGAACGGGUGUGUGACAAUGACACAGUGCCCAGUGUCAGUUCCAUCAACAGGAUCAUCCGGACGAAAGUACAGCAACCACCCAAUCAGCCAGUCCCAGCUUCCAGUCACAGUAUAGUGUCCACUGGCUCCGUGACGCAGGUGUCGUCGGUGAGCACAGACUCGGCCGGCUCCUCGUACUCCAUCAGCGGCAUCCUGGGCAUCACAUCCCCCAGUGCGGACACCAACAAGCGCAAGAGAGAUGAAGGUAUUCAGGAGUCUCCUGUGCCCAAUGGCCACUCACUGCCGGGUAGAGACUUCCUCCGGAAGCAGAUGCGGGGAGACCUGUUCACGCAGCAGCAGCUAGAGGUGCUUGAUCGUGUGUUUGAGAGGCAGCACUACUCAGACAUCUUCACCACCACGGAGCCCAUCAAGCCGGAGCAGACUGCCGAGUAUUCAGCCAUGGCCUCGCUGGCUGGAGGGCUGGACGACAUGAAAGCCAACCUGACGAGCCCCACCCCUGCCGACAUUGGGAGCAGUGUGCCUGGGCCACAGUCCUACCCCAUUGUGACAGGCCGUGACUUGGCGAGCACAACCCUUCCUGGGUACCCUCCACACGUCCCCCCUGCCGGACAGGGCAGCUACUCAGCACCGACGCUGACAGGGAUGGUGCCUGGAAGUGAGUUUUCUGGAAGCCCCUACAGCCACCCUCAGUAUCCUUCGUACAAUGACUCCUGGAGGUUCCCGAACCCAGGGCUACUUGGCUCUCCAUAUUAUUACAGCGCGGCCGCCCGAGGAGCCGCCCCGCCCGCAGCUGCCACUGCCUAUGACCGCCACUGACCCUGGGGGCCCAGCACUUAUGACACAUAUCACUGAGGACGAUGGCCUCCCAGCCCCCCUGAGGACAGUCAGAGGGGCCCAAUGAGACUGUCCCCCAGGAGCCCCCUGACUUGCCUGAAAUUCCCUCCCUGCCUUUUUCCUGCCAGGAAUUCUGAGGUUCUGUGCUAGGGCGGCUGGGCUUCUUGACACGUGACCAUUUCUGAGUCAGUUGGUGAGUUUCCCUCAACAGCUGCCAGAUCUUCACAAACACAGCAGACACACCUGCAGCCCCAGCCCAGCCUCCGGUUCCCCAGCCAUCUGGCUGUCCACCCAUCUUGCCUCCCAGGCCUGGGAAAGAGAGCUUGCUUCUGUGCUUCAACAGCACUCAUGUAAAUACCCUCCUGCUUGAUUUUUUAUUUUGAAAUUUUUUUAAUGGUUCCUACCGAGGGUCCAGCAGAGCAGACUGCCCGCCUGUUCUGCAUCCUGCCUUCCCGGUGCAUCACAGGACUUCUUAGAGCUGUAGGCAGAGCACCCCCUCUGCCCCAGGGGCCUCUGCAGGUGGGCCUGGAGCUGUUCUUGAGACAGGACACAUCCCCCAGGGCCCCAGUCUCCUGCUGGCUGCAGCUUCACUGAUGUCUCCACCAAGAAGUUCCACGGGGCUGCCUGUGCUCCAGGGCCCAGGCCUGGCCCCUCCUCAAGGGAAACACACUUUGGGGAGAUACUCAGCUUUCCAGCCACCACUUCCCCAGGCCCAGUGAAGAGUGGGCAGCUCUCUUUUCCAUGUCAGAGGACUCACAAGGAACUUUCUGAGAGUUCUCAGCUACUGCUCUAAAGGGAGACACCUUCCAAGGUGUUGGCUGCAAUGUGGACUUCAGAUGUUAGGGCUGAAAGGGACCCAAGAGCUCAUGGGCCAAGGCGGACAUGAGACUGCACCCUGGGCCCUGGAAUGGCUGGACUGAACUGGGGCGUGUUUUCUGAGGAGGCCAGGCUCUGGUCAUUUUGGACACACCCACUGCAAACACUUUCCCACCUUCCAGCACCCCGAUGAGGGAACUCUGGGCUAGCCUGUCACUGUCAUGUGGACAAGGAUCAACAGGAAGGAUGUUUCCUGCACUGAGGACCAGGGGACUCCAGCAGCCAGCCACAACUCCGGGAGCUUCCCCUCCCGCCUCGUGGUGCUCAGCUCAUGCCUGGGAACGGAGGUUCUGGGGUGGAGGUAGGAGCAGAUGUCUCCACUGCUGGGGGCCUAACUGCCUGUUGAUGCAAGGGGCUGAGAUGGCCAGGGCUAUGGCCAUGGACAGGAAGCUUGGAGAACUCAUUGUGGGCUGGAGUGGUUGGAAAAAGCACCAGAGGGGAUCUGGAGGCUAGAGUUGGGGGUGGGGUGGGGGAGCAGAAGAAGGUCUCCUUGGAGAGAGGCAAGAGAAGCCGGUGUGUGAACUGGAAGUGGUUUUGAGUGGGGUGGAGUGGGGGAAGGGAAGUCCCCAUCUCCCUGCGCCUGGGGCUUCAGUCGGCUCCUUGCAGGGUCUCUUACCAACUCGGAACGGCCACCUCCUGUGACUCUCCCCCAUGUCUGCAUGUCUGCUGAUGAACAGAGAGCUGGGUAGCAGGAAACCUUCACUCAAGAAUCUCUGGCCUCAGAGGUCUUGUCCUGUUUAUGCCUCUGCCUUGCGGUGGGACCCCAGACAACCCCCCUCAUGUGCUUGGCCCAGGAUCACCAGACAGUCCUCCUUCCUGUUCUCUCUCCUAGGGAGUUGGGGUUCUGAUGGGAUUGUGUGGCUAGGCCCUCUGCUUCUGCACCGACCCUCAGGCAUGGGUAACUACGCCCUGCUAGUAGCAGAGCCAAGUACACUCAGAGCAGUGGGAAGAGACUUGAAAAAGAUCCCAUCCAGCUCUCCUGGGGGGAAACAAAGGUUCAACUUGGGGCACCCAGGGUGGCACAGGAAGGCAGAGCAUACCCUCUCUGACCACCCAGUGCUCUUCCUCCAACACCCCUACAAGUUGGCAGGACAGGAGAGAGAGGACACUGAGAUCCAGCUCAGUGGAGUCGCCAGUCUGUGACUGUCGGAAGUGAGGCUGGGAUUGGGUGACCCGCAGGGGACAGUGCUGGUGAGAGCAGUGGGAGAUAGUGCUGCCUCCACCUCCCUUCCUAGGCUGAUUAGAACCACUGAAGAGGCUGAGUCACUCCGGCAAGAGGCAAGAGGAGGGGUGAAUCUGCUGACAGCAAGCACACCCGUGCAUCCAGAGCCUGCUAAGCUAAGCAGAGAGCUGGGGCCAGGACCCACCUCCAGGAGUCAGGAAGAGCCCACUCCACCCUCCACCUGCCAGGCAAGGUGGGAGAAGAAAUAUAACCUGGUCCCUUAAUCCUGUCCACUGCCACUCCCUUGCAGGAAGUAGAGAGGUUGGGAAUUUGUGACACAGGCCCCUUGACCUCUUGUAUCCACAGUUUUGAGCCCUGGUUACUCCUUGCUGUCUCAGACUGGGAGGAGGUCAGUCUUCCCUGAGCCUACUGCCUGCCUGGCCCCCAGCCUGCCCUCUCCCGCUCCUCUGACCCAGGACAAGCUCAUCUCACGCCUUUCCUUUCUCACCCGACUCUCUGCUGGUCCUCAGAUCACAUUGAGAUUUCACAGACAGCACUUGAUUCCUGGGCUGCCAGGCACAAACAUAAGGGCACACAGAUGCACACACAUGUCCUCACACACAUGCCUGCCCUCCACAGCUCUGAGCCCAGGCGCAGCCCAGGAGAGCUGUCUGGAAGCUUGGAGAGGAAGGUUCCAAAGGAUACAAGUUGCUCAGUCAAGGCCAGAGAACGCUGAGUGGAAAACACAAGGCCAGAGCUUUCACCAGCACAGCGGCAGGAGGCCUGGGGCAUUUCUUUAUGGGCCAUUUGUGUUCCAACCCUGACUUUUUUUUUUUUGCAAAAGAAACUAUAAGUUUUAUGAAAAAAUGUUAAUGCCGUGAGUCUAACACCAACCUAAGAGAAAUGUGCUGGCAUACCACGCCCAAUAUCACUUUCCAGAGAUGCCUCAGUUAGGGUGAACCCUCCAUCACUGCCAUUUGUAUGGUGUUUGUCAGCCCUUCUCCAUCCCAGAGAAAAACUGAGACUUAGAAGUCAUGUGACAAGAUAGAGUUGAAAUGAAUUUUGAGAUUUCUGGGCCCCAUUCUCCAUUGAACCCACACUCUUGUCUUGGAAGGAAGGCUGCAUGGCUUAAAGAUACUUCUCAAUCUCCCACAGCCCCCCAUGCCCUGGGGCUGAUGAAUUUACUGAUCAUUGAAAUCUGCAGAGCCUUGACCUAGAUUCACACCAAGUCUGUUAAGGUUUCUGCCCAAUUCCUCCCUGCUGCUCUCUGAGGCUCAGCGCUUAUCCAAGGUCACACCACCAUCCCUGGUGGUCUGGGUGUAGAUGCUGCUCUGAAUCCCAGGGUCUAAGGGUCCAGUGUCAUAAGGUAUCCCCUUACUUCUCUUUUCUUUGUCCACCUUCCCAUGGAACAAACUCCAGGCUUUGUUGUAAUGAUAUGCAGGAGUGCUCCCAGACCAGGUCCAUGUGGGUAUCCACAGGCCUGAGAAUCACAGAUCACAGGGGCCCUGAACUGACUGCUUCCUGGCCGGGCAGCUAAAGUGACCUUGUCAUUGGGCAUCAGGGAGGGUGGUGCCUGAAGUGCCCAGAAGACUGGCCCUGACCAAUACACUGCAGGUGCCAAGACAUUUAAAAUGCUGUCAAUCAAAAGAAACAUCUCUCUUCCUUGUGCCUAGUACUUCUUUGCUUCUUCACCUGCUUGUAGAUAGGGAGACACGGCAUGCAGAGAGAUGAGUCUCAGGUUGUCCGGUCGGUUAAUGUCAGAAGCAGGCCCCCUCCCACCCCCACCCUGGGCUCUGAUCACGGGUACAGUAGGGCACUGGAAGGGGUGACAUUGGAGGGAACUGUAGCUGGGCCUGCCAUUUGUCUAGGGAAGAGCCAGCCUGGUAUGACCACAGGAUGUCGAGGGGUGAAAUCCCUUGAUGAUGAGUCACACUCCAGAGUGACUUCCAGCCCCUGGCUCUCACCAUUGAAUUCUAGAUGACAGUUCAGCUAGAAUCCAGCUCCAAGCCAUGGGGAACAAAUCUUAACACUAACCAGCACUCCUGACAAAGACCUGGAUGCAAGGUGUGUCUGAGACACUGCUCCCCACCCACCUCCCAUCACCCCCAGAUGAUGGAGAAAACUCCAAGCCCAGAAAGAAGUUGGUGGAUCACAGGCCACUCUGCUAGGAGGCCAGCCCUGAGGCCUUGGCCUUGGCCUUGUCACCCCUGCAGGAGCCUGCCUCUACUGGCUUCCAGGCACACACACUGGUCCUGCUGGCGAAUUUAUUCCUUAAGUUCUCUGGGCUUCAGAAAGGUCCAAGGCCAGUGCAUUUCUUAAAGGCAGCAGGAUACAUUAUUAGAAAGUUGGACAGUCAGGCCGUGACUCCUAGCACACAGACUGCCCCACCUCCAGGCAGCCUUUUCAGCCCCUGCCCCCACCCCCAUGUCCCUGUACCUCAGAAUUCCCUCUUGCAUAUUCAUGGUGGAGCCACAGUGCUGAUCCACACUUCCCCACUGACAGCUCACGGCUGCACCUCUAGAGUAGUGGCCGGGUCCCCAGGGGCCUCUGUGAUGCCAAGAAGGGGAGCCCCUCACCGCCUGCUUCCCUGUAGAGGGCUUUGAAUCUCUGACAAGGCUGUUGGUUGGAACUUAUAGCACCAGCUUCCUUUCAUUCACUCACUGUGACCACUCAGCCCUCAGGGGCUUCCCCCACCCCCACGUUUCCCUCUCCAGACUCAUAUCCCUGUCACCCUCGAGUUGCAGUUCCAGUGUUUCUGCAUCUUAGGCCCGUGAGCAGCAUGAGGAGAAAGUGCAGCUAUUUAUCCGCUGGAGUCUGGAGUCUGGAGGCCUAGUUCUCUGGGGGAGAGAGGGCAGGAAGAAAGAGACAGAGGCCCUUUGGUUUGGGGCAGCCCGGACACAGAGUGGGGCAGGAGACCUGUGGAACAUAAGGGAAGGGUGACUUUAUGGUGACAUGCCUGCCCCGCGCCCCUGGGCCUUGAGGGACAACUAGAGGAAGCCCUGCUGCAGCCACCCCAACUUGGGGGUCCGCUCAGUCCUGCAGCCAUACCCCCACACCACCCUCCUUCCCCCAGGUGCCACACUUGGGGCCACAUUCCUCCUCCAAAAACAUCACUAAGAACAAGUGAUUUGGGGGUUGAUGGAGUUUUGAUUUCCAAAUGGCAUCUUCCUUGGAGUGGAACAGAAAGGAAAGAAUUUAAUGGCUCCCUUAUUUUCAAGCAUGAAUACAUUUUAAUGAAACUAUCUUAUUGUAUUGAGGAAAUGGAGAGUUGAACAUUCCAACCGAUCAAUAGCCAAUUAAUUGCUAUCAAGCUAAAAAAUAAGUUCAGUCCCGAGUCCAUUUUUAAUGCCCUACAAUGCUCAGAGCCCAUGAAGCUGGCCUUUCCCUACAUGUGUACACACGAGUGUACACACACACACACACACACACACACACACGAGUGUACACACACACACAUACACCCUCCACCUCAGACUUUCUUCUUGCCUGCUCUCCUUGCCUCUGGUCAGAGAAGGUGAGCAGACCGGGCAGUAGCCUGUGUUAGGGUCCAGAAAUAGGCAGGCCCAGCCCUAGGCUCCGAUCCCAGUCCCCAGCACAGUGUGGGUCUAGGGCAGAAUGGACCCAACUUCUUGGCCUUCUGGACCUCCAAGUUCAAUCAGAGGGUAGAAAUCUGACUGGGUUUUGCCCUGAUUCUUGCUAGAAGAUGCUGUCCUAUUUUUUGGUUUGUUUUUUUUUCCCCAUCCCCCUAGUGGCCUUUGGACAUUGUUUGUAACCAUAGAAAUGCAGAUGACAUUGCAAAUGGAACUCUUUGCCAGGAAGACACAUGGAGUUUCCUUUCCUUUCUUUGAGACAGUGGACUUUGUCUUAGGGACUGAGCUUCCAGCAUCAAAGAAAUACAUAUCUACUGUGCCCGCCAAAGUUUGUGAUGCCUGCAUAGACGCUUACUUGUAAAAUAAAUAAAUAAAUAAUAAAUAAAAAUGAUAAAAAAGCAACAACAACAACAAAAUAAACCACAAUUGAAUUGCCUUUGAAAGUGGGAGAUGGUCUGUCUCCAACAGAUUGGGGGGGCGGGGAAAUGCUUCUUAAGAUGUGUAUGUUUUGUAUUCUUUUUUUCUAGUAGAAAUAACUGACUUGAAAUCUUGGUGGCUUUUUUUUUUCUCUUAGUGGUGUGUGUUGCUUUUGUGUGUAAUAAUAUUUGAAUGUAAUUACAGCAGUGCCAAUUUGCCAAAGAUGUUGGACCUAUUUUUCUUUUGUGGGGAGGAGGGCAGGGGCUGGGGGUGGGGCUUGGGAAAAAACAGGGAUGGGAGUUUGUUUGAAAUUUUUUUCUUUUUUACUUUUUUUUUCUUGUCAAACCUGGAAUUUGUGCUUUUAUUCUAAGUUAAAUGGUUGACUGCAACACCUUUAUUUUAGAUUAGUUGGAAAAACUUGCAAUAAGAUUGGCGUAGUUUCAAUAUCUGUGUGUCUUUUCAUGAGUGACUGUUAACUUGUGAAGAAUUGAUUUUAUGUAACCUUUAUGUGAGAUAAUUAUUUGUAAAUAUUUGCCAUAAUUUUAUUGGUUCCUAAAAUAAAAGUAAUUUUUUAAGUUCA
This is a messenger RNA of Erinaceus europaeus (western European hedgehog), 7854 nucleotides long. It is a transcript of the gene PAX5, whose product is annotated as paired box 5. Gene Ontology annotation, biological process: regulation of transcription by RNA polymerase II; anatomical structure development. Lineage: Eukaryota; Metazoa; Chordata; Mammalia; Eulipotyphla; Erinaceidae. The transcript is spliced from 10 exons. The coding region runs from base 39 to 1211 and encodes 390 amino acids. Gene Ontology annotation, molecular function: RNA polymerase II cis-regulatory region sequence-specific DNA binding; DNA-binding transcription factor activity, RNA polymerase II-specific. The record is from RefSeq and is a predicted model, not a curated record.